CGCCGCGAUUCCACUCAGAGCGGGGUUUCAUGAGGAGGUAGGAGCGGACCGGAGAGCUGACACGUCGAGCGGUUUCACGCUCCUUCAGGAUACCGACUCCAGAGAGAGGCGUCCCGGGGUCAGCUCGGACAUCAGCCCGGACACCAGCUCGGACAUGGCGGAGGAGGCCUGCGAGCAGAUGCGCCCUCUCCUCCUCACAUCUGGGAAUGAUGAGGAGGCGCUGGUGGACCUGGGGAAGACCAGCUCCACGCUUCACACCAACUUCGAGAAGGAGGAGCUGGAGAGUCACAGGGCCGUCUAUGUGGGCGUGCACGUGCCCAUGGGUCGGCAGAGCAGGAGGAGACACCGUCACCGCGGCAACAAGCAUCACAGGAAGAGACGAGAGCGCAGCUCCGACCACGAGGACGGCCGGGAGUCACCGAGCAACGACACGCCGUCCCAGAGGGUGCAGUUCAUCCUGGGGAUGGACGACGAUGACGAGGAGCACGUCCCCCACGACCUGUUCACCGAGCUGGACGAGCUGGCCUUCAGGGACGGCCAGGGCCAGGAGUGGAAGGAGACCGCCAGGUGGCUGAAGUUCGAGGAGGACGUUGAGGACGGGGGCGAGCGCUGGAGUAAGCCCUACGUGGCCACGCUGUCGCUGCACAGCCUGUUCGAGCUGCGCUCCUGCAUCACCAACGGCACCGUGCUGCUGGACAUGAGGGCCGGCACGCUGGAGGAGAUCGCAGACAUGGUGAUUGACAGCAUGCUAGCGUCGGGGCAGCUGGAGGCGGGGGUGGAGCACAAGGUGAAGGAGGCCAUGUUGAAGCGCCACCACCACCAGAACGAGAAGAAGCUGAGCAACCGCAUUCCCCUCGUGCGCUCCUUCGCCGACAUCGGCAAGAGGCAGUCAGACCCCCACCUGCUGGAGCGCAACGGAACAGGUCUGCUGGCGUCGCCCCAGUCGGCCCCCGGGAACCUGGACCAAAGCAAGGUCCUGGAGGGCCGCGGUACCCCAGGAGGAGGAGGAGGGAGCAGAGAGAACAGCACUGUGGACUUCAGCAAGGUAUCUCCUCCCCCUUCUUCAGAUAUAGUCUCCAGAAGUACAUGCUGAUCAG
Messenger RNA from Gadus chalcogrammus (walleye pollock), 1097 nucleotides. RefSeq names its product sodium bicarbonate cotransporter 3-like. NCBI's taxonomy places the organism in Eukaryota, Metazoa, Chordata, Actinopteri, Gadiformes, Gadidae. Gene Ontology annotation, biological process: monoatomic anion transport. The coding region runs from base 155 to 1093 and encodes 312 amino acids. Gene Ontology annotation, cellular component: membrane. The record is from RefSeq and is a predicted model, not a curated record. Gene Ontology annotation, molecular function: monoatomic anion transmembrane transporter activity. The transcript is spliced from 7 exons.